AUGUUAGACAUAAAAAUCGAACAACGUGUUAACAUUAAAUUUCUUGUUAAAUUAAAAAAAACUGCCGCGGAAUCGUUUCGUAUGUUAUGUGAAGUUUAUGGUGAAGAAUGUUUAUCAAGAGCUCGUGUUUUUGAAUGGCACAAACGGUUUUGUAGUGGAAGGGAGGACGUCGAAGAUGAUGAUCGUUCUGAACGUCCUACCACGUCUUCAACAAACGAAAACGUUGAAAAAAUCGACAAAAUUAUUCGGCAAGAUCGUCGAUUAAGUGUUAGAGCUGUAGCAGAGAUGGUAAAUAUUGAUAGAGAAAGUGUUCGUAAAAUUUUAGUUGAAAAUUUAAAUAUGAAUAAA
Messenger RNA from Acyrthosiphon pisum (pea aphid), 348 nucleotides. RefSeq names its product protein GVQW3-like. The transcript has a single exon. The annotation marks the transcript as partial. The record is from RefSeq and is a predicted model, not a curated record. NCBI's taxonomy places the organism in Eukaryota, Metazoa, Arthropoda, Insecta, Hemiptera, Aphididae.